CACACGAGGCAACAGCAGUGUCCCAAGCAGACAACUUCCGGGCAACAGAUAUUUCGGUGUCUCGCUCCCGCAACACGUGGCGGACACUGACGGUUGCCGCCACUCACUGCAAAGCAUUGUUUUAAAUGGAAGCUUUCACACGUAGCCACCAGUGUCCGCCACCGCUGCCCACUGGCCAGCUUCUCAUGCUCAGUUUGACACCCACCAUCAUCCCAUGAUGGAAGGAGACGGCCUAUCAAGGACAAUUUCGAAGAAGGUGGAGGAGAAGCUGAACACGGAGGACCUCAUUUGUGAAAUAGAAAAACUACCAGCACUAUGGGACCCAUCUUGUGAGGGAUAUGCAAAUAAGAUAGAAAAGCAGAACUGCUGGAAUGCAAUAAUGGUGAAACUCAUUCCUGAUUUUGAAGAGAAACCCCUCUCAGAAAAGAAAGAAAUACUGGUUGUUGUUCAGAAGAAGUGGAAGGGAAUCCGAUCCUGCUAUGCCAGAGAGCUGUUGAAGAAGAAGCAAGAAAAGAGUGGAUCAGGUGCCUGUGGACGGAAGCAAUAUGUCUACUUUGAAGCCCUGCGUUUUCUUGAAACUGUCUCCAAACACACUGCAAGCAAUAUGGAUGAAGAGACUAAUCAGGAUAAUGAACAUGAAGACUCCCAAGAGCUAGGUCAGGAAAUGCAAACUUGGGAGACUGAGAAACGUCCUGGAAAACGUUCUCAUAACCAGUCUCGGAACACAAAAAGUACUGAUGAUGAACUCAUUGAACUCCUCAAGAAAAAAGCAUUGCGUGAGAAUCAACAGGCAACAAAUGAAAACGACGAGGAUAGGAUGUUCUUACUAUCCUUAGUAACAGAACUGCACAAGGUACCUGCAGACAGAAAAUUGAAGCUAAAGCAGGAUAUUAUUGCUACCAUUUACCAGGCUCAACAGGUGUACCAACAAUGGCCACAGGACUUUCAGCAUCAGGCACCUCCCAGAUACCAGCCUCCACAGCCAUCACCAGUUUUCCACUAUGCCCAGCAACCAGCAGUUCAUGGGGAUUAUCAUAAUUCUCUGAAUAACAUUCCUCAAUGCAGCAACACUAAUCUACAAACAACUCCUAUGUCUACACCAGCACCAUCACCAGCCAUGUCUGACAUCAGCAACCAUAUGAAUGAUAAUUAGUUAUUUCUUGCAUAGUAAGCACCUCAUUGUUUGUACUAAAUAGAACUGUAUUUGUAAG
This is a messenger RNA of Macrobrachium nipponense, 1211 nucleotides long. RefSeq lists its product as uncharacterized. Gene Ontology annotation, cellular component: transcription regulator complex; nucleus. Gene Ontology annotation, biological process: regulation of transcription by RNA polymerase II. Bases 215 to 1153 code for a protein of 312 amino acids. The record is from RefSeq and is a predicted model, not a curated record. NCBI's taxonomy places the organism in Eukaryota, Metazoa, Arthropoda, Malacostraca, Decapoda, Palaemonidae. The transcript is spliced from 2 exons. Gene Ontology annotation, molecular function: DNA binding.